Cercopithifilaria johnstoni is the source of this 1290-nucleotide messenger RNA. The record is from the annotation of a GenBank genome assembly. NCBI's taxonomy places the organism in Eukaryota, Metazoa, Nematoda, Chromadorea, Rhabditida, Onchocercidae.
AUGAAUAACUUAGAAGCAGCAACGACAAUCUCGAAAUGUGACACAGAAGAAGAUACUGCAAGGGUAUUCGAUCUGAUCAAAAAAAAGAAUGCGAAAGAGGUGUUGCAAAUUCUGAAAAGUGCAUGUGUUCCGCUUAAUUACGCCGAUAAGACUGGUAUGUCACUUCUGGAUCAAGCGAGUUGGUCAGGUCUUAAAGACGUAGUUCGGUUUUUGUUAGCAAAUGGUGUCGAUCCAAAUAGCAGUACUCAUGACUGUGGUUAUAAACCUCUCAUGUUUGCAGCGAUUGCUGGACAUCAAGAGAUCUGUGAGUUGUUAUUAGACUAUGGUGCAUAUGUUUAUUCGACGAAUGCAAUCGGCAAAACAGCCGCAGAAAUGGCAGCUUUUGUUGGACAACAUGAAUGUGUUAGUAUUAUCAACAACUAUGUUGCGCUGGAUGAAAUCGAGAAGUUACUGCAUCCGAAAGGGGAUGAUAGUGAUGAAAUUUAUUCAAAGGAGUUUUCCCAGACACUGCAUGAUUUGAUCAAAACUCAUAUAAUACAUCCUGUUUGGGUCAUGCUUUUCCUACGUGAUCGUUAUGAAAUAAUAUGGCAACAUCGUCAGAAAUUUUGUUAUGUCUUGGAUAGGAUUUUUGAGAGACAAUUACGAUGCAAAGAAUCAAAUGAGGUUAUGUCAUUAAAACUGUGGUUAAUUUUAUAUACCGUACGAGAUACAUACAAGUUUGUGGAAGCGGUUUUGGAAAAGGAAGAUCAUAAAACAUCGACAAUAAUCGGAAAUUAUGUGAAACAAUUGCUGAAAGUGGAACAGAAUUAUCGGAUACGACCAAAUUUGGAGCGCUACUUGAGGAAUGCUGUUCAAGCAUUUCCAUAUCAUCAUUGUUUACUUUUCCAGGCACUUGUUAGAAACCUUGCAGCUGUUAAGUUUGGUACUUUGCCUGAUGCAUUUUAUGUGAUAAUGUCAGUCUUUUCGGGAGAACGAAUGGUAGAAACGUCUCAUUUUUGUGCAACUUGUGGUUCUAUUACUUCCACCAAGCGCUGCUGUAAGAACAUAUAUUACUGUCAUCCGGACUGCCAAAAAAUGGAUUGGUGUAAUCACAAAACGUUUUGCGAAAAGGUUGACAAGGAAAAACAGGGUCAGGAACGAGGAUGUUUUUUGAGCGAUAAAGCGUCGUUGAAAAUAAUUGUACAAAGUGAUGGAAGCUUAUCGAAUGGUGGAACUAUACAAGAUGGACAGUCGGAAGAUAAGAGUAUUGAAAAAGUUGCCUCUUCAUUUGCUGAUAUUACGUUUGCUUGA